CCCGGGCCCAGCGACCGCCCCCGCCGCCCAGCGACCGCCCGGGCCCUCGGGGGCGGGGACCACGGACCUUCCUGGUGGCGCGGCAGCCGGGCGGCUCCUCCUUCCCCCGGCCCUGGCGUGGAGCAGAGGGACACAGGUUUCCACGCUGGCGCCCGGAGACCGGGUGGGGCUGCGGAGGGGCCUCAGGAAAAUCGGGGUUGCCCAGCUGGGUCCGCAGCUCCCCCCAGUUCUGAGGGAGGCUUCAGGGGAUUACAGACGGUCCCAAGAGGGAGGCCCAGCCAGUCCCGGGGCCCCUGAAUCCCCAUCAGGCCGCUCAGGCCCAGCGGCAUUUCCAUGGAGGACGCCGGCGAGGACCCCACCACGUUUGCUGCACACUCUCUGCCCAGUGACCCCCGUCUCUUGGCCACUGUGACCAACGCAUACCUGGGCACACGAGUAUUUCAUGACACGCUGCACGUGAGCGGCGUGUACAAUGGGGCUGGCGGGGACACCCACCGGGCUGUGCUGCCCAGCCCCCUCAACGUCUGGCUGGAGGCCCCUGCAGGGAUGCGGGAGCGGCUGACCGAGACCUUUGCCCUAGACACCAACACAGGCUCCUUUCUUCACACUCUGGAGGGCCCCCACUUCCGGGCCUCGCAGUGUAUCUAUGCGCACCGCACACUGCCCCACGUCCUGGCUUUCCGUGUGUCCAUCGCCCGCCUGUCCCCGGGGAGUGGGCCCAUCACGCUGCUGCUGCCCUCAGCCUUCUCCCCGGAAAGCCCAGACCUGGACCUGCACCAGGGUCCUGACUUCCAAGGAGCCCGGUACCUGUAUGGCCACACCCUCACGCCUGAGCAGCCCGGGGGGCCACAGCAGGAGGUACACAUGCUGUGGACACCAGCACCCCCAGACCUGACCCUUGGGGAAGGUGAGGAGGAUAGGACAUGGGACUUCCUGACGGUGGUGGGCAGCAGCCAGGCUGAGGCUCAGGCCUGCCUCACUGAGGCCCUGCAGCUGCAGGCCAGGGGAGCUCUGUACACGGCUCACGCACAGGCCUGGGCCCAACUCUGGGCAGAAUGUGGCUUGGACAUGGUGGGGCCCCUGCCGCUGCGCCAGGCCCUGCGUGGCUCCCUCUACUACCUGCUCAGUGCCCUACCCCAGCCCAAGGCCCCAGGAUACAUCUGCCAUGGCCUCAGUCCUGGGGGCCUCUCCAAUGGGAGCCGUGAGGAAUGCUACUGGGGCCACGUCUUCUGGGACCAGGACCUCUGGAUGUUCCCGAAUAUCCUGAUGUUCCACCCCGAAGCUGCUAGGGCCAUCCUGGAGUACCGCAUCCGCACGCUGGGCGGGGCCCUGGGGAAUGCCCAGAACCUGGGCUACCAGGGAGCCAAGUUUGCCUGGGAGAGUACAGGCUCCGGCCUGGAGGUUUGCCCUGAGGACAUUUACGGAGCCCAGGAGGUCCAUGUCAACGGGGCCGUGGUGUUGGCCUUCGAGCUGUACUACCAUACCACCCAGGACCUGCAGCUCUUUCGAGAGGCUGGUGGCUGGGACGUGGUCAGGGCUGUAGCCGAGUUUUGGUGCAGUCGUGUGGAGUGGAGCCCCAGGGAGGAGAAGUACCACCUGAGGGGAGUCAUGUCCCCCGACGAGUACCAUUCAGGGGUCAACAACUCUGUGUACACCAACGUCCUGGUCCAGAACAGCCUGCGCUUUGCUGCUGCCCUGGCCCAGGACCUGGGUCUGCCCGUCCCCAGCCAGUGGCUGGCAGUGGCUGACAAGAUCAAGGUACCCUUCGAUGUGGAGCAGAACUUCCACCCGGAGUUCGAUGGGUAUGAGCCUGGAGAGGUGGUGAAGCAGGCAGAUGUCGUGCUCCUGGGAUACCCCGUCCCCUUCUCCCUGAGUCCUGAUGUUCGCAGGAAAAACCUGGAGAUUUACGAGGCUGUGACAUCCCCCCAGGGCCCCGCCAUGACCUGGAGCAUGUUUGCUGUGGGCUGGAUGGAGCUGAAGGACACAGCACGGGCCCGGGGCCUCCUGGACAGGAGCUUUGCCAGCAUGGCUGAACCCUUCAAGGUGUGGACGGAGAAUGCAGACGGGUCAGGUGCUGUGAACUUCCUGACAGGCAUGGGGGGCUUCCUGCAGGCGGUGCUCUUCGGGUGCACGGGGUUCAGGGUCACCCGAGCAGGUGUGACCUUUGACCCUGUGUGUCUGUCGGGGAUCUCCAGAGUGAGCGUCUCUGGCAUCUUCUACCAGGGGAACAAGCUCAACUUCUCUUUCUCCGAGGACUCCGUGACCGUGGAGGUCACAGCCCGAGCAGGGCCCUGGGCUCCCCACCUGGAGGCUGAGCUGUGGCCGUCCCAGGCCCGCCUCUCCCUGUUGCCAGGACACAAGGUCUCCUUUCCCCGCUCGGCUGGCCAGAUACAAAGGUCACCCGCGAGUCUGCCUGGGACUUGCAGCUCCGAGUUCCCUGGGAGGACUUUUUGAAGACAUUGGGUACCUGCUCCAGAGCCGCAGGGCCCCCUCUGGGUCACCCUUGGUCCCUCCAGCCCCACUGAGUCACUCACCGUGGACCCUGCCCCUGAACAAUCAGGAACGUUGGCUUCAGAGAUGCCUCUUCCUUCCCUCUGGCCACUCCUGCACCCACUCCUCCUGGGCACCCUCCUAGCCUGCCACCCCUCACCUGCAGCCAGGCUCUCAGGGAAGGUCCAUGCUGCUUGGCCUGAGUUCAAGGCUUUCUGCCUGUGGCCUGGACCCCGUGGACCCCCGUGGGCAGGUAGCUUCCCCGUGGCAUCCCCACGCCGCCUCUGCCUGCCCCUGUGGACUGAUGCUGUCACGCACCGUCCCAUGGCACCACCCCGAGCUCCUGAAGCCAGGGUCUGAGCCGACAUCACCUCUGGCCUCUCAUCCCCUACUCUCCUGAGAGCCGUGGUCACAGUGGCCGGCUGCUCUGCUGAGAAGGCAGAGAGGCAGGUGCAGGCCUCAGGGGGGACAGCAGGGAUAAGGGCACGAAGGAAGGGGACUCGGCCCCCUUCAGAAUUGCUCCGGACUCUCAGGUGCAGCUUUGCCAAAAAGGAACUUUUCACGCCAUGCGGCUGUGGGACUUAGUCCCAGUCCCAGGCUCCUCUUGACUCUGGGCAGCUGUAAUCAGGUGGGGCGGCCUCUGCCACAGCGUGGGGUGGGACGGCUGUCUUUCCUCAACCACGCAGCUUGUGAGGACAGGGUGGGGGAGUGGGAAGUGGGAAGUCACCAGAGAACCGGAGAGGGAUUUGAGAGCGAGACCCCAGCGCUCUCCACAGACCAGCCAGAGGGGCUGGAGCCAGACGUGCAUGGGUUCAAGGCCCUGGCCCUGCCCAGCUUCUGUCUCGGGGCCUCAGUUCCAGUUUCCCAAGAACAAGAUGUGAUGGCAUCUGCCGCUGAAACCCUGAUGAGGACCAGCCCCCUGCUCUGCUGUCAGCCUGAGGAAUUAAAGCUUUGGUGCUGGGAAGAGCAUUAUUCCUCUGA
Molecule: messenger RNA, 3471 nt
Organism: Rhinopithecus roxellana (golden snub-nosed monkey)
Lineage: Eukaryota; Metazoa; Chordata; Mammalia; Primates; Cercopithecidae
Gene: PGGHG
Product: protein-glucosylgalactosylhydroxylysine glucosidase
Exons: 14
Coding region: 334-2454 (706 amino acids)
Biological process (GO): carbohydrate metabolic process
Molecular function (GO): catalytic activity
Source: RefSeq, a predicted model, not a curated record